Messenger RNA from Trematosphaeria pertusa, 906 nucleotides. RefSeq lists its product as uncharacterized. The record is from RefSeq and is a predicted model, not a curated record. Gene Ontology annotation, biological process: mycotoxin biosynthetic process. Lineage: Eukaryota; Fungi; Ascomycota; Dothideomycetes; Pleosporales; Trematosphaeriaceae. The transcript is spliced from 3 exons. The coding region runs from base 1 to 906 and encodes 301 amino acids.
AUGUGGAAAGUCCGUCCUUCGGAGAAAGCGCAGUACCUCCCGGUGGUGGAAGAAACCGAGAGCGAUGGGAUGCUUUCAGGAAGACCAAGCGACGUCCAAAUCCAAGAAGAUUGCAAUGGUUCGGGCAGAGGCCUGCUAUGGUCGCCGUGGAUGCUGCAUAUCAUAGCCUUCAUCUGCUACAGCUUCGUCUUCGGCAUGAUGUACCGGAAUCCACAAAGUAACGAGCGCUGCGUGGAGAAGCACUCAUUAUACUCGCCCGCCCUCGAAGCUGUAUCCGACGACUACAAGCUCGUCCGCUUCAAUCUCAGCGCCAUCUCGCCGUCGCCCUGGGCCGGCCCGCCCUCGGCGUCCGUCGACGCCGCCUGGCAAAAAUACACCAAUCUCGGCGCGCUCGUGCUCUCGGAAGAAGACCUAAUCCGCACCAAUGGAUCGCGAUAUAGUGCGAAGGUGCCGAAGGAAGUAGGCGACGGGUACAUCGCGCAUGUCGAAUGGUACCAUCAGCUGCAUUGUGUGUAUAUGCUCUGGCAGCAAACGUAUCCGGAGUGGUACACCGAGGAGGCGAAAAUGAGAGAGGAGGAGCCAGAGCUGUGGCAUGAGCAUCUAGACCACUGCGCCGAGACUCUCCGCGCGGCAAUCAUGUGCCACGCAGACGCCAACGUGGUGCCCUCAAACUGGGUCAAGGGCCGACACUGGCCGCAUCCCAACUACAAUCUCGACCACAAGUGUCGCGAUUUCGAUGCUGCGUAUCAGUGGUACUACGAGCAUCAGGCGAAUCCACCGCCGGGGUUUGAGAUGUUUGCGAGGCCGGAGGAGGGUGGGUAUAGCGAGUACGAUGAUCUGCCGUUCGACCCGUUUGAUAAGGGAACGGUGGUGCCGCUGAAGGAGAAGGCACCGAAGACGGAGUAG